Zea mays is the source of this 483-nucleotide messenger RNA. Its product is annotated as 40S ribosomal protein S28. Gene Ontology annotation, cellular component: cytosolic small ribosomal subunit; ribosome. Gene Ontology annotation, biological process: ribosomal small subunit assembly; maturation of SSU-rRNA; translation. The coding region runs from base 99 to 296 and encodes 65 amino acids. NCBI's taxonomy places the organism in Eukaryota, Viridiplantae, Streptophyta, Magnoliopsida, Poales, Poaceae. The transcript has 2 exons. The record is from RefSeq and is marked validated. Gene Ontology annotation, molecular function: structural constituent of ribosome.
UCCUUCCUGCUCAGUGUUCUCGACUCGACCGCCGCCGUCCCAGUUCGCUUCGCGUCACCGAGAGCUCGUCGGCCUCCGUCCCCGCGAGAAGCGAGAGCAUGGACACCCAAGUGAAGCUUGCUGUUGUGGUAAAGGUGAUGGGCAGGACCGGCUCCAGGGGUCAGGUGACCCAGGUCAGAGUGAAGUUCUUGGAUGACCAGAACCGUCUCAUCAUGAGGAACGUCAAGGGCCCUGUUCGUGAGGGUGACAUCCUGACCCUGCUCGAGUCUGAGAGGGAGGCCAGGAGGCUGCGCUGAAGCCCUUGUUGUCUUGGAUGUAAUUCUGUUAAUUUUGUUCAAUGUUUGUCGAACUUGCCGUGUGACCCAUACUAUAUCUGCUUUGGGAUUUAGUAAGCCUGGAUUGCAGUUUUUUUUAUGUUCCUGGUGGAAAUUGCAAUUGUUUGUCGGCAUGUUCUCUUGAAUUUAAUGCGUACGGUUUCUACUA